This is a messenger RNA of Aplysia californica (California sea hare), 2877 nucleotides long. Its product is annotated as 4-aminobutyrate aminotransferase, mitochondrial. Gene Ontology annotation, molecular function: pyridoxal phosphate binding. The record is from RefSeq and is a predicted model, not a curated record. Gene Ontology annotation, cellular component: mitochondrion. Lineage: Eukaryota; Metazoa; Mollusca; Gastropoda; Aplysiida; Aplysiidae. Gene Ontology annotation, biological process: GABA catabolic process.
UGAUCUCAGAGUCUCCGCGACAAGGGAGAUUAUUGGAAUCGGAAAUGAUUUCUCUCGACAUCUGCUGCUGACGAAUUCUCUAGCGCGUUUUUUACGUGGACUUUUUGGGGGUUGUGAGAGCGAGCGCGCAGACCUAUAAAUGUUGGCUCUUCUGUCUGUUCGUCAUAUUCCUCAGUGAGGUGACGAGGAUGCUGUUGAGGGCAGUAGUGUGUGCUAAAGUUGUUUUGGAUGCAUGCACAUAAAACACAAAGUUUGUGUUGAUUAUAGGCUGCACGCUCUACUCUUUAAUUAUAAAGAAGUCUUCUGAUGUUUCUGGAGUAUUCUCGGCGGUUUUCACUUCAGUUGAAGAUUCAAAGGAUUCUGUUGCCCGGUACUAGCCUAUCACAGAUAGAAAACGGGGCACGCACAACUACUGAAGGCCAGUCAGUCCCACAGUCUGUGCGUGUCUGUAUGUGUGAGGUGGCACACCCGCAUCGUUCGUCAGUUUGCGCGCAAGUUGUGUCAGACUACUACAAGACUAUCUCCCCUCUCUCUCUACUCCACCAACAUGGCAUUGAGAGGAGCUGUCCGAGGCCACAAUCUCCUCUCUAGAGGUUACAAUCACCCAAGAAUUCUCAAGGCAAUAACAGACCCUGCUAAUUUGAGCACAUUUGCCAACAGACCAGCCCUAGGUGUCUUUCCUCCAUCACACUUUGUGAAAGACCUCAAUGAAACUCUGCUGUCUGUGGCGCCUCCCAAACUGCGCCAGGUGCAGACCAUGGCGUGUGGAGCCUGCUCGGUGGAACAUGCUCUCAAGGCAGCCUUUAUGGGCUACAGAGUGCCCUUGCCCUGACCCACACUAAAUGGGCACAUAAGCUGGACUUCCCCAGCCCAGACUGGCCAAUCGCAACUUUCCCCACCCUUCGCUAUCCACUGGAAGAGUUUGCAGAGGAGAAUCGGCUAGAAGAGGAAAAGUGCUUAGCAGAGGUGCGAGAGCUGAUCCAAGAUGCCAAGCAGAAAGGCAAGCCCGUGGCGUGUGUGGCCACAGAGCCUAUUCAGUGUGAAGGUGGAGACAACUUUGCCAGUCCACAGUUCUUCCAAGGACUUCAAGACAUCUGCCAGGAGAAUAAUAUUUACUUGCUGAUUGAUGAGGUACAGACGGGUGCUGGUACAACAGGCAAAUUUUGGGUACAUGAGUACUUCAACUUGAGAGAUCCCCCGGACUUGAUGACCUUUGCUAAGAAAAUGUUGACAGGCGGGUUUUACUACCGUGAUGAACUCAGACCGACAGAGGGCUAUCGCAUCUUCAACACUUGGAUCGGGGACCCUUCCAAGAUUGUGAUUCUACGUGAGGUGCUUGCCACCAUCAAGGAGGAAGGUUUAGUGCAGAAAACUGCGGAGUUGGGGAAACAAAUGCUUCAAGUGCUGGAGACUGCUCAGGCUGAAUUCCCAAAUGUGGUUUCCCGCGCUCGAGGACUCGGUUGCAUCAUGUCCUUUGACUGUCCGGAUGCCCAGACCAGAGACAAAUUGGUUGGAAUUCUCAGAACUUAUGGUGUCCAUGUUGGCACAUCCGGGAGCAGUACAUUGAGACUUCGACCCACCCUGACACUACAGAAGAAGCAUGUGGAUGUUUUUGCUGAUCGGCUGAGAAAAUCUCUUCAGGAACUGUAGUAAUCCUGUUCUCUUGGUCUGAACGAUGUCAUAGCAAUGAAUGGCAUGAUUUUUACAGCAAUGAUAACAGAAUGGUGACAAUAAAAUAUGUUUGUUAAUAUGUUAUUUUCAGAGGCUCUCGAUGUGAAAUUUAACACUUUGCAGUCACACAACCAGCAGUACAAAAUACCCCAUCUGGUCAUCCAGCCAGGAGAGUGACUGGAACGGAUGAUUUUCACCAACGAAUUAUUGCGCCAAGUGCCCGCAAAGUGUUAACAAACAACCAUAUUUUAAAAAAACUUUUGAUAGUACAUUAUGUAGCUGUAAUAAAGAAAAUGGCUGGUGAACGUUAUUGGGAAUUUGUGAAUGAUAUAUUAAUGUAUCUUUGGGCAAUAAUGUGGACCAAAUAUUAAGUGUUAUAGCUUCCUCUAAUAACACUUUAAUGCUGCAAGAAAUUAGUUUGUGUGGCAAACAAAUCAUGUGUGAAAGAAACUUUCUGUUUUCUAAUUGGAAUGUGCAGUAUUAUUUCUCCGGACAAGUUUUGUCUGUGCGAGAAUGUUAAGUUUAUAUUCGGUAUGUAGAGUAUGAAUGAUUUCUUUUUGAUUUUACUGAAAUUUUCUCCCCUACCUUCUUUUUUGGCUAUUCUUGUUGAACUUUCUUUAUCACUUAUUCCUAUAUUCAUAAUAAUAGAACACCACUAUUGUUGCUUAAUUGAUCAUAUUGACCAAGUUAAUGUAAUGUGAACUUCCAAUGUCAUGUUUCUUUCUCUUUUUUUCAUACUUUCGAUGACCUCCUGUGGUCCUCUUUCUGUGUUAGCUGUAUGUAUUACAAAUUAUAUAGAAAGGUUGUUUGACUGAUUUCUUGUGGUCGAAAUUUUAUACCAUGACUUUUUUCACCUUUUACAAUUUUUGCAAGAUUUCCUCUCAAUGCUUCAUGACCAAGCCUCUGUAAAGGUUGCCUCAGCAGUUACUACAAGAUUAACCUGACAACCCCAACCAAGGAUCUUGUUUCGGAGUAUAUUUCUCACCAGUUCUGAGGUGUCCAAUUGAGAAAAUAAUGGUCAAAAUCUAGUAAAAGGGGUUCUCAUAUGAAAAGAUGUCCUCCAUUUCAACAUUGUGUCAUAUCCAAAUAUUUGUGUUCUCUUUGGAAAGAUGAUAGAAUAAGAUACUGAGAGCUGAGAUCACAAUAGAGAAAAAAAAGACGAUCAAUCGAAACUAUUGAAACAGAUACUUUCCUCCUAUGUAAAGU